Messenger RNA from Microthlaspi erraticum, 480 nucleotides. The record is from the annotation of a GenBank genome assembly. Lineage: Eukaryota; Viridiplantae; Streptophyta; Magnoliopsida; Brassicales; Brassicaceae.
AUGUUCCGCGCUCGGCCAAAACCGUAUUCCGUCCGACUGAAGUCUCGGCCAAAGUCAAACCACUCGGCCGAUCACACACGACCCGGGAAACAUUGUCCCGCGGUCGGCCAAGCCAACGCUUCACGCCACUCCGCGCACGACCAACGCGCGAGCCGGGAAACAAGCCUCGCGGCCGCGCAACCCGUUCCGCGUACCACGGCCGAUGCAUCCGUCCGAGCCGGGAAGAACGUCCCACGUCCGGCCGAGAAACCAUCGGCCAAAUCUUCUCCGCCGACCAGCCGGCCGACCAUGAAACAUCCGGCCCGACCGUUCCGACUCGGCCAAAGACCCGACUGUCCGGCCGACCGUCCCGACCGACCGUCCGAACGCCGCGGUCGACCCGAAGCCGUUUUUGAAGCCCAAUCCGCACAAUUCAAGCCCAAAGCCGGCGCCGACCUAGCUAGAUUAGGUUUAGCCGCUUUUAUACUUAGAGCAUUAUAA